Molecule: messenger RNA, 3048 nt
Organism: Hypomesus transpacificus
Lineage: Eukaryota; Metazoa; Chordata; Actinopteri; Osmeriformes; Osmeridae
Product: leucine-rich repeat transmembrane neuronal protein 4
Exons: 2
Coding region: 800-2371 (523 amino acids)
Molecular function (GO): protein binding
Source: RefSeq, a predicted model, not a curated record
UCACCAGAAGAGGGCAUUCCGAUUCUGCCUUUUCCUACAAAGUUGGCAUGGUUUAUUCAGUCGUGUUUAAAUAGCAUGCAAAACGCUUGCACUUAUGCUGUUAGAAAAUAAAGAAAAAAGAAUCGCAGUGAACAGUGGGCAAGAUCAACCAUAAAGAGCUGCAGAAGAUUUGUUUUGGUGGCGAGCGAAAGUAUCGAACGUCAAUGCUAAUCAGCGCGCGACCGACCAGGUUUACAUUUCUGGGGAGUCUAUGUGCCUAUCAGUCUCGCUAAAGGGAGUAUGAUGUAUCUCCAGUACCCUACCGUGAAAACGGGUGUUAACAUAUCUUGUCACCAUGGAUGAACGGAAGUUAACGAGAGCAUUUCAAGCGGAAUCCCAGAACUUCGACGGAAAGGUGAUUUUGGAUUGACUUCUUUGACUUGGAUGUGGAUUUCUGUUUUUGGUGCCGUCGCGCUGUUUGGUGUCGGACAAGUAUCAAGUCAUUUCUUUACGCGGGAACAAUUUAUGGAUAGCCGGUACUAGACAACACAAUCAGUGUCGCUGGUGUUGGAAGUAAGUGAGUCAUGCUACAGGGGGGGAAAAAACUACGGAAUUGACACGAAUAUACAUCUGAGAGGGGUACAUUUCUAGUGCAGGAACGGGCAGGUGCGCAUUGGAAUCGGCGACUGCGCGAAGAGACUGGGGUUGUGGACAAGAACGGUAGCCUACCCGUCUGAGGAGAGCGCGUGUCAUGCGGACUCGGAUGUCGCGCGCUAGAAGGCAUUAAAACCUGUGGACAGGAGGUGAAAUAUUCGCGGAUAUGGGUUCUGCCAUGCGGCGUCGCUGGCUGAUGGUGCCACUGCUCAUGCAGGUGUGGCUGGCAGCAACCCCGUCCUUCAGCGAGCGACCAUGUCCCAAGAGCUGCCGCUGCGAUGGUAAAAUCGUCUACUGUGAGUCCAGCGCUUUCCGCGACGUCCCCAAGAACCUGUCCGGGGGCUGCCAAGGACUCUCCCUUCGCUACAACAGCCUGGCAAGCCUGCGAGCCGGCCAGUUCGUAGGCCUCAACCAGCUCAUAUGGCUCUACCUGGACCACAAUUACAUCGCCUCCGUCGACGGCCUCGCCUUCCAGGGCGUCCGCAGACUCAAGGAGCUGAUCUUGAGCUCCAACAAGAUCACGUCGCUCCACAACACCACCUUCCACCCGGUCCCCAACCUCCGGAACCUGGACCUGUCCUACAACAAGCUUCAGGCCUUACAGCCGGGCCAGUUCCAGGGCCUACGCAAGCUGCUAAGCCUGCACAUGCGCUCCAACUCCCUGAAGAGCAUACCGGUUCGUCUCUUCCAGGACUGCAGGAACCUGGAGUUCCUGGAUCUGGGCUACAACCGGCUGCGCAGCAUCACCCGUAACGCCUUCUCAGGCCUGCUUAAGCUCACUGAGCUCCACCUGGAGCACAACCAGUUCUCCAAGAUCAACUUCUCGCACUUCCCGCGCCUCUACAACCUGAGGGCUCUCUACCUGCAGUGGAACCGGAUCCGCUCCAUGAGCCAGGGCCUGACCUGGACCUGGACCUCCCUGCAGAAGCUGGACCUCUCCGGGAACGACCUCCAGGAGGUGGACGCCGGAGUCUACCAGUGUCUGCCCAACCUUCAGACCCUCAACCUGGACUCCAACAAGCUGACCAACGUCUCCCAGGAGACCGUGUCUACCUGGGUCUCCCUAACCUCCAUCAGCCUGGCGGGCAACGUGUGGGACUGCGGCCCCGUGGUCUGCCCCCUGGUGGCCUGGCUGAGGAACUUCCGAGGGAACAAGGAGACAACCAUGAUCUGUGCCGCCCCUAAGGAGGCCCAGGGCGAGAAGGUGAUGGACGCCGUGGACUCUCACGGCAUGUGUCGCGCCAACCCGGCCCCGCCCGUCACCGCCAGCGCCCCUCCUUACCCCUCCAGCAGCCCCGUCCAGACUGAGAGCCGCCCCGCGUUCCCCUCCUCGCCCACGGGAGCCGGGAAACGGGGCGAAGGACCCGGUCGGAGGCCCACGCCGUCGGCCGUCACCCCGCCCGCCCCCCCUCCGCCCGAACACGACCUGGAGCCCGUGUCCUUCCACAAGAUCGUGGCCGGAAGCGUGGCCCUGUUCCUGUCGGUAGCCAUGAUCCUGCUUGUGAUCUACGUGUCGUGGAAGCGCUACCCCAGCAGCGUCAAGCAGCUGCAGGAGCACUCGGCCGCCGCCCGCAAGCGCCGGAAAAAGUCCCGCGAGACGGAACGAACCCUGAGCUCCCCGCUACAGGAGUACUAUGUGGACUACAAGCCCACCAAUUCGGAAGCCAUGGAUGUGAUGGUGAACGGCACGGGACCUUGCACCUACACCAUCUCUGGCUCCAGGGAAUGCGAGGUAUGACCCACACAACCGCCACCUCUCCUACAUAAAGUUCUGUCCGCGGGCGAGGCGACCCGAGGUAAAUGUUCCCCAUCUGAUUCUGUUGGAUGUUACGUUUGUGCCGUGACUUUUUCUGUGUCGGUAACGGCCGCCGUGUCGGUGUGGUCCGGUCGGCAGGUUAUGAAGGCGUACGGCUGAGUGUGUGUUUUGUUGUGGUGUGUCAGACGUGAGUGUCGUGUCACUUUGAUCGGCGUGAGAUGUCAUUGUUCUGGCAGAAGAGGCAUUCUCACAAAGUUCUUCUCGUCGUUGUAGAGCGAAUGUUGUCAAAUGUUAAUUUGAGUACAAACGCGGCUUUCGGACAACCUAUCGUGCAUAAUUUCACAAACUGUACCGCUGGCUUUAUCGUUAUGACAGCUCCAUGAAUGCAGAAAGCUUGUUUGAAUUUCUUCUUUAAAUUACGUUUUUCUCUGAAUCUGACGAAAAUGCUGUGUUGUGUAGAGUUUUCCCCCACACUCAGGGGUUUGGCAUGAUCAUUUGUGAACUCUAGAACGGAAUGUUCAAACAGUGUUGUCACAGUAAACAAACAGGUGUCCCCAUCACAGCUAGAUGACUACAUCCCUUUUCCUGGUUCGCCGGUGACUCAGGGAUCCCAGAAAGCACUCAUCUUCCACCUGCCUUCUGCCUCUCUCUGUCUCAUC